AAAACACCGUCGUCGGCUGGGCCAGUGCAAGACCGUGCGCGACUCGAGAGAAACGUGUUCCGAACGUACCCGCAACAUAAACAUUUUUUUGCCAUCUAGUUAUAUUAUUUUCGAUUAACUUUAUCGCCAAUUAGUGUGCCAAUUUUGGAUUAAGUGAUAAUGCACUGGAUGUCAUAGGGAUUAUUUUUUGUUUUUAUGCUGGUAAUAAUCAUUUAAGAUGCCUUCUUUACUGGAAGCCCUCGAGCAAAAGUAUGGCGAAAGCUCGACCGAAUCAGACUGUUCGGACGAGGAGGGCAUUUCUGUGUCGAUUUUCGUGCCUUGCAAGUCACCGAGAAGCAUCGUGCCUGCCCUUUUGGUGCUCAACGAUUGCGACAUCGCCACAGCCGGCGAGAAAGAGAUCCUCGAGGCCAAGUGUUCCGGCGUCGAGGAACUCGACUUGGCCAAGAACAAGUUGAGCCACUGGAUAGAGGUCUUUGACAUACUCCGCCAGAUGCCCAACCUGAAAUUUGUCAACCUAAGCUUUAACAUCCUCUCGACCCCUCUGCCGACAAUAGAAAUGGACAGAUCAUUUAAAUGGCAGCACCUCAAAAGCCUGGUCCUGAACUCCACCCACAUAAACUGGGACAGCGUCAAGGAAAUCCUGGAUUUGUUGCCGGAACUGGAGGAACUACAUUUAAGCUUAAACGAUUUUAACACUGUCUGUUUGUGCGACGAGAAUCAGAAGAAAAAUGGCGAAGAACACAGCAAGGAGUGCACGAAGAAUAGAGAAAAUUUAAAGCACAUGCAUUCUGUUAUAAAGAUUCUACAUUUUACGGGAAAUCCCAUAGAAGACUGGAGAGAGGUAGUUAAAUUGGGUUACGCAUUUCCCAGCCUAGAAUCGCUAGUACUUGCAGAAUGCCCCAUAAAGUCUCUAAACAUAGAUCCAGAAGAAGACAACCAAAACUGCAAUAGAUACGAAAGAUCCGAAAGCGAAUGUGAAGGUAGCAGUAAAGAAUCACCUCACGAUUCUUUUAGAAAUUUAAAAGUUUUAAAUUUAAACGCUACACAAAUUGCAACCUGGGACGACAUCGAAAGGUUGUCCAGGUUUCCUGCAUUAAAAAGAGUCAGAGUUCAGGGAUGCCCUUUGUGGGAAGGUAAAGAAUACACCGAACACGAAAGGAGACAACUACUAAUCGCAAGACUGCCAAACUUAGAGGUCCUUAACGGUGGUAAAAUUGAUGCUCAAGAACGCGAAGACGCUGAAAGAGCUUUUAUUAGAUAUUUUAUGGACAAACCUGAAAGCGACAGGCCAGAGAGGUUUGCUGAGUUGGUUCAGAUUCACGGAAAGUUGGAUCCUCUAGUUAACAUAGACUUAAAGCCGGAGAAAAAGGUGAAGGUGACGUUUACCUGCGGCCAGAAGAGUGAGGUCAAAACAGUGGACGUCUACAGAACUGUAACCGACUUGAAAUUCAAAUUGGAAAUUUUUGCGGGCUUUUCCGCUUCCAAGAUGAGGCUAUUUUAUGUCGACCAAGAAUUAAAAGAUAUGGGUCCAGAGGAAAUGAUAUACCCAAAAAAGCAGCUAUACAGUUACAACAUAAGAUCCGGCGACGAAAUAAUAAUAGACUGUAAACGAAAAUAACUGAUAGAAAUUAAGUAUUAAAAACUAACGCAACAUAAAUAAACCUUGUGUAUAAUACUUUUUUAUUUUUUAUUCUUGUAAGUAGCUACAAUUCUUAAUGAAUGUCUCCCAAACAGGUACUCUGUUAUAAGGCAGCCAUUUUAAUAUGUUCAAGCAUCACAUUGUUGGUGCUUUGUUAAUUUAUUUAAUUUAAACACUUGGGUAUACUUUUACUAUACUUUACAGAAUGUCCGAAAACUAAUCUGACAAACAAACAGAGAUAAUUUUUAGAUCAUUUUAAUAAAUGCACAAGAUGUGACUCUUGUCCAACUGCGAUGGUCAACAAACGAUCAAAUAAUAAACCAAUGACAUUUGUUAUUAGCAAAUAUUGGAACAGUAUUUAAAAAAAUAUUAAUGAUACCUAUAUGGCAGAAUAAAUUGUUG
Brassicogethes aeneus is the source of this 2041-nucleotide messenger RNA. The record is from the annotation of a GenBank genome assembly. Lineage: Eukaryota; Metazoa; Arthropoda; Insecta; Coleoptera; Nitidulidae.